Molecule: messenger RNA, 1353 nt
Organism: Penicillium bovifimosum
Lineage: Eukaryota; Fungi; Ascomycota; Eurotiomycetes; Eurotiales; Aspergillaceae
Product: IPI1/TEX10 family protein
Exons: 7
Coding region: 1-1353 (450 amino acids)
Biological process (GO): rRNA processing
Cellular component (GO): nucleus
Source: RefSeq, a predicted model, not a curated record
AUGAACGGAAUGGCAGGCCACUACGCAAUGACAGACGAGGGCUCUGAACAGUUUGUGACAAAGACAAAUACCACAGACACAGUCAAGGGCCGGGUCCAUGAGUCUGCCAGUCAAGCACGCGAGAAGCUCGCCGAACAGUUCCAACCAGGAGAUACGAAGACCACGACUCGUCGGAUGUCGGAUACGCCCGGUAAUGUGUGGGAAUUCGGUCAGGAUGGUACAAGGGAAGAGCCGGAUUAUGGGCUCCGGAGGGAUAAAUCUUUGGUGCAGUCUGCGCAGGAGACGGUGGCUAAGGCGCUUGGGGGUGGAUCUCGUGCCAUGGGUUCCAGCUCAAAAAGGAAGAAGGAGAAACAAAAGGAUUUCCAGAAACCCAAACUCAGGGUUGGAAAAGCCAAAGCAAAGCCCGACAACUACACUGACACCAGUUUCAAAUCGAAGUCAAUUGUCCUCACACAACAAUCCCUCCACCUCUCCGCCCCAACAGCAAAUGCCACAUUCACACACAACCUAUCACUCCUCUCCGCCAAAUCCGACAGCCAACGGCGCGACUCACUCGCCUAUCUCACAACGACAAUAGCCUCCCGUCCCGUAAACUCGCCUCUUCCGCAGCCAGUCAGCGUGAUUCUCCCUUCCCUCCUCCCCCUCAUCCUCGAUGGAGCCACCAGCGUCCGAACCCAACUCCUCAAGCUCUUACGGACCCUGCCACCCGGCGACGUGCAGGACCACGUCUCCCAGCUCCUCCCCUACGUCCGCGCAGGCAUGACCCAUCUCGCAGCAGACAUCCGCGUCUCCGCCGUCGAGAUCCUAUCAUGGAUGGUCGAGGCAGCAGGUGAAGCAACAGUCUCCUGCGCAGGAGGCUGGAUCAAAACACUCAACUGCUUCCUGUCCGUACUGGGCUGGCACACGGAAGAAUCAUCCAAGUGGUCCGCAACCCGCGCCUCAUUCGGCAAGUCCGGCAGCCAGGGCAAGCCCAUGGUCAAAACGCUCGCAGCCUUAGCCCUGUUCUUGGAUGCGGGGAUCGGAAAGCCGGCCACGGGUGGUGUCGAUAGCGAGAUGUCUGAUGGCGAGGAGAGUCCUGAUUGGUCUUUCCCGCUUUGUCAGACUGCGCAGCAUAUGAUUGCAGACUCGUCUACUCCAUUUGCGUAUCUGAAUCUGUUUGGAAAGCCGCGCGACGAGGAAGGGGAAAUGUACGAAACGAGGGAGGAUCGGUACCGUGUUUUCACUGAUCGCUUUCACCCGGCUGUGGAGCGGGGACUCAAGAGCGCUAGGGAGGAAGGCGGGGAGCUGGGUCGUGCUUCGUCCGGUGUGACGAAGGUGUUGAAGGAUGCCAUUGCUUAUGGACCAGGCCCAUGA